Anopheles coustani is the source of this 586-nucleotide messenger RNA. RefSeq names its product large ribosomal subunit protein mL66 (gene mRpS18A). Lineage: Eukaryota; Metazoa; Arthropoda; Insecta; Diptera; Culicidae. The transcript has 2 exons. Gene Ontology annotation, molecular function: structural constituent of ribosome; small ribosomal subunit rRNA binding. Bases 37 to 519 code for a protein of 160 amino acids. Gene Ontology annotation, biological process: mitochondrial translation. Gene Ontology annotation, cellular component: ribosome; mitochondrial small ribosomal subunit. The record is from RefSeq and is a predicted model, not a curated record.
GUCGUUUCGAUUGAAAACAAAAUCAUUCGAGCAACAAUGGCUCUUUCGUUUUUUACCAAAUGUAGCGCCUUCUCGAGAAUAUCACCGUUUGUACGUAGUUUUUCAGUCACUUCAGUCAACCAGCUUAAAGAAAUCAAAGAGGUUACGGCGAAUGAUACCCUGGUGGUCAAGGGAGAAUUCGUCCCAUCACCGCGGCGAGAUACGCUGAUCCCGCAGUUGCUUGAGGCACGAAACAAAGGCGAACGGUUCUGUCCCCAGUGUACACUCGGGCUAGACAUUAAGCAUACAGAUGUGCUGAUUCUAAGUCAAUACGUGCGUUCCGACGGUUGUAUGCUACCACGCCGGAUAACCGGAUUAUGUAAGCGACAGCAACGACGCAUGGGCGCAUUGGUCACGAUGGCUCAGAAAGCCGGUCUGAUGCCCAACCUGAACCCGUCGACCAGCAAGAAAGAUCCUAAACGGCGCUAUCAGUGGAAAAAGUAUAACAAAUACUACGACGAAGAAACGAUCAAGUGUUAAAAAGGAUAGGAUAAAAUAGAAUGUUUAUGUAAAGCAUUUGCUCGGAUGGUAAUACAUCUAGAUUUAC